UUUAGAAACCUAUGUUCUUUGGAAUAUUUUAAUACAAUAUAACAGGAAUUUAUUUGCAACAAAGUCGGUUUAACCUCAAAGAAAAUCUUCAAUACAGCUAUGUAAUUGUGAAUAUGAUUACGUAAAAAUUUGUGUAUGGUAUAGGCUGUGGACUGCUUUUAGGCGUGCAUAGUGUAAUAUGUGUUUUUUCGAUUUGCUGAUUAUAAAAUGGCCCUCCGCGUGUUUAAUUAUUUGACAUCGUCGUUUAAUAUUUGUAAAAAUAUAUUUCCUUGUUCUGUUCGGGUUUGUAAUAAUACAAAUUUAUGGAAGGCAGUUGAGGUUAGGUUUGUUAGUGGUGUAUCCGAAGAUUCCUCAGAUGCUGACGGAAGAGGUUUAUCAUUGUUGAAUGCAGGAUGUUCUAGCAAACUUAAUGAAUAUCGCGAUUCUCGGCUUCUGAAGAUAGCUAUAAUUGGGGUCCCAAAUGUUGGAAAAAGUACUGUCAUAAAUAAGCUGAUAGGACGAAAGGUUUGUUCUAUUUCAAGCAAAGUGCAUACUACUAGGUGCAAGGCAAGAGCAAUUGGAAUUGAAGGCGACACACAGCUAGUGUUUCUGGACACCCCUGGACUAGUCAAUUCUGAUGAGUCACAACGGCACCAUCUUGAACAUUCAUUUCGUUCUGAUAGUGAGAUAGCCAUGUUAGAAGCAGACAUCAUAGGAGUUGUACAUGAUGUAUCAAACACUUGGGCACGAGACAGGCUUGAUCCAAAAGUGUUACGUCUGCUGUACCUAUAUCCUAUGAAGCGUUCUUUUCUUAUACUUAACAAGAUAGAUGCAUUGAAAAGCAAGAGGAAACUGCUGGAUGUUAUCCGUCUUCUCACAAACAAUUCCUUGGCAGGACAAUCAAAGAUUUCUGGACAUAAGCCAUCAUCGGUAACAGAUUAUGCAGAAUUUGUAGAUCAUCAGAUAUCAGACAAGAACCAUAAUUAUCCAGUAAUGGAUGAAGUGGACUCCCACAAACUCUCAGAACUGCAGGUCCAAAGGAAGGUUCUAAAUGAGAGGGGAUGGUCCCACUUCACAGAAGUCUUUAUGGUGUCAGCCCUCUUGGGUGAUGGCAUAAAUGAUAUCAAGGAUUACUUGCUUCAUAUAUCAGAAUUCUCACCAUGGCUGUUCCCAGUGACUAAGUUCACAGAUCAGCCUUCAGAAACUAUAAUAGUAAAUACCGUACGCUCGAAGCUAUUGGACCAUUUGCCUCAGGAGAUUCCCUAUAAUCUCACCACAACUAUAGAAUACUUUGUUGUUGGAAAGGAUGGAACCAUAUCAACAGUGGUACUUGUAGGAUGCCCAUCAAUUCGACUUGAGAGAUUGGUAGUGGGGUCUCGUGGACUAAGGAUUCGGACAAUAGCUCUUGAAGCAGAGCAAGAAUUGCAGAGUACAUUCAGACAACCAGUUCGACUGAAAGUGGUUGUUACAAACAAAAGCCAAACACUUCGUGCGUCUCAAAACACAAGGUUCUCUUAGCCCUCUAGUACUGUGACUUGUUAAAAAUACAGCACUCAUACCAUA
Messenger RNA from Zootermopsis nevadensis, 1542 nucleotides. RefSeq names its product GTPase Era, mitochondrial. The record is from RefSeq and is a predicted model, not a curated record. Gene Ontology annotation, molecular function: rRNA binding; ribosomal small subunit binding; GTP binding. NCBI's taxonomy places the organism in Eukaryota, Metazoa, Arthropoda, Insecta, Blattodea, Termopsidae. Gene Ontology annotation, biological process: ribosomal small subunit assembly. Gene Ontology annotation, cellular component: mitochondrial matrix.